GAACCCCGGACCUUCGGCUCUCCGGGCGGACGCUCUACCACUAGACCACGGAGGCGGUUCUUAUUUACGACAAACGAUUAGCGCCAUACAUCAAUACGAUAAAUGACGGUAUGAACACUUUAUCUAGAUCUGAUACAACACGCACUGAUAGCUCACUGUUCAAAGUGCAGCGUCACACAAACUGGGCGAGUAACUCACGGUGUCAUGUAACAAGAGGAAUGUUGUGGUGAAAACCUGGUUUUCUGACCCUGAUCUCAUGAGUGAUUUUCAAGUAUUCAGUAAGAUACAGGAACUUGAGGAAAGUGAUGCGCUGCGUGGGAAACACAUCCAGGACUUGACGGAACAAAAUCAAAAAGGUGAUGACACUUAAGUGACGACUAUGUCCGCCACGAUCCAACUGGACGAUGACUUCUUCGUGUGCAGCAUCUGCAACGACAACUUCAGUGACCCGAGGUCACUACCGUGCCUCCACAGCUUCUGUCACCAGUGUCUACGACAGCACAUCAACUACUCGGCCACUCUGUCCCCGCCCUCCUUCCUGUGCCCUGUGUGUAGGGGGGUUACUCUAGUCCCUGCAGAAGGAGCACCACCCUCGUCAUGGGCGGACUUCUUUCCGGGAAACUUCCUGAUGAAAGAACUGAUGGGUAAGAGAGUUGCAGGAACACCAGGCACGUCUCCAGGAGAUACUGCAGGUGGUUCUCCAGCAGGUGCUCGGGAGUAUUGGUGUGUGGACCACCCCGACUGUCCGCUCAACAUGUUCUGCGUAUCCUGUAAAGCUUCCUCAUGUAGAAAAUGUAUGUUCUCGAAGCAUAUACACUGUUCGGUAACGGUCAAGCUCAUACCUCAAGGAAAAUCCACAACAGAAGACAUGGGCAUAUUCGUGGAAAGACUUAAACGUGAAAUUACGUCAGUUCGGGAUCAAGAAAUAUGUAUACAAGAUGAACUGGCGUAUUUGGCAGGUCAGGCGGAGAAAGCGCGGACAGGUAUUCAUAAGCAUAUUACAAAGUUUUACUCAAUGUUAGAAAACGCAAAGAAGAAACUUCUUUCCAAAAUUGAUACGGAAUAUGACCAUUUGACGAGAAGCCUGGAGAAUCAGCAUAUUGCAGCCAAGGAGCACCUGGAACAACUCAGGAAUUCAAUGUCUGCUGCUACGGCGAUAAGGAACCAGGAUUCUGACACCACUGAACAGUUGAAGAGAAAGAUACAGAAGACGCUGACAUCUGUCAGUUCAGCAGAAAGUCUCCAGUAUGAAAGGAUGAGAAUAUCAUUCACUCCUGAUUUCUCCUGGCUCGAUAAAGACUUCAGUCUUGGUUCAGUCGCCUUCUAUAACUCCAGAGUCCCUGCCUCUGAUGGAGUUUCAGCAGACAUGCCAAGGUCACUGUCAUCCGAUUGCGUGCCACCGUGCCGCGAGGAGGCCGUCUCCCUUCGACAUCACACAAAUACAAUGCUAAGAUCGACUUCUGUUCCCUGGUUUAAUGAAAGUUGGAGCAAAAGGGAACUUGGAAUAGUGAAUGAACAUCCAAUGAAUCCAGUGACUCCGUACCUGGGUAGAGACAGUGAUGAAUCAAAUAUACCCGUGCUGGCGACAGGGGGAGGUAGCUCUGCACUACCCCUGGUUGAUACCUCGCUGUUCAGGCACUCAGCUCCUGUUAUCUACCCCGGUGGGGAGAGGGAUCCGGAGCUUGUCCAGCCCACACCUUCACCUCAAGUGCCUGACAACGAGUCAAGCUCAAAACAACCUACGAGAAAUAGUUACAGCGGCUAUGAACUAGUAGUUGAUCUGAAUACUGAUUCAGAUGAAUGCGCGAGUACACAGAAGAAGCUCAUCUCUUUCAAUGUGAUGAGAACGUAUCAGUUGAGUACGAGUGACGACGAGUCCUUGCCUGUUGUCAAAAGCAUUGUUGCGUUGUCGGAGGAAUUAUUCAUGGUGACUGACGCGGCAAAUAAAUCGGUGAAGAUAUUUAACCAGGACGGUCUCUGUUCGAGUAUAUCGUUCCAGUCUCAACCCUAUGGACUAGCUGUUGCGUCACAGGACAGAGCACUUGUCAGUUUUCCAGAGAAUAAGAAAAUUGUAGUUAUUUCCGUUGGAAAGGAACUGAAGAUUAUCAGCACGAUUCAAUCAACCAAAUCUUACACUCGUCUUAUGCACUAUCGCCCUGGAAUGACGGCAGCGCUGUGUGCCGACUCGGCCAGUUUAGACGUACUCAGUCUGCAGGGCAAGGUCAUGAAGACAUUCCGUGUGUUCGAUCGCCUGCGGGAGGAUAUCCCCUUCAGCGUUGACAUCAAACAAGGUUUCGUGAUAUGGGAUUCUACAAAUUCAAGUCUAAUUUGGAAAUCUAAGACCGGAAGCACGACAUGUCAAGCGACUUCCGAAUAUGUUAAAAAUAGAAUCGUGUCUGGCCUUGCCUGCGAUUUACUGGGAAAUGUGUACAUUGUUCAAGAUGGCGGGGUUGUCAAGGUGACUUCAAAGGGAGACUACUCUGGUGAUGUUGAUCAUGUCUUCUCAUGUCAGUCCAUUUGUUUCUCCCCCAGGGGUCAUCUAUACGUGGCUGAGAUCGGCGGACAUUGCAAAGUACAUUCUCUGUAACGACAGCAUUCAAUGUGUGAAUAAGAUGGAGACAUUAGUGACAGUCACGAUCUGAAUAAGAGAGAGACAUUAGUGACAGUCAACAUGUGAAUAAGAGAGAGACAUUAAAGACAGUCAUGAUGUGAAUAAGAUAGAGACAUUGGUGACAGUCAUGAUGUGAAUAAGAUAGAGACAUUAGUGACAGUCACGAUCUGAAUAAGAGAGAGACAAUGGUGACAGUCAUGAUGUGAAUAAGAUAGAGACAUUAGUGACAGUCACGAUCUGAAUAAGAGAGAGACAUUAGUGACAGUCACGAUCUGAAUAAGAUGGAGACAUUAGUGACAGUCACGAUCUGAAUAAGAGAGAGACAUUAGUGACAGUCACGAUCUGAAUAAGAGAGAGACAUUAGUGACAGUCACGAUCUGAAUAAGAGAGAGACAUUAGUGACAGUCACGAUCUGAAUAAGAGAGAGACAUUAGUGACAGUCACGAUCUGAAUAAGAGAGAGACAUUAGUGACAGUCACGAUGUCAAUAAGAUAGAGACAUUAGUGACGGUCACGAUCUGAAUAAGAUAGAGACAUUAGUGACAGUCGAGGCCUGAAUAAGAGAGAGACAUUAGUGACAGUCGAUGCCUGAAUAAGAUAGAGACAUUAGUGACAGUCGAUGCCUGAAUAAGAUAGAGACAUUAGUGACAGUCGAGGCCUGAAUAAGAGAGAGACAUUGGUGACAGACAUGAUGUGAAUAAGAGAGAGACAUUAGUGACAGUCACGAUCUGAAUAAGAUAGAGACAUAAGUGACAGUCGAGGCCUGAAUAAGAGAGACACAUAAGUGACAGUCAUGAUGUGAAUAAGAUAGAGACAUCAGUGACAGUCGAUGCCUGAAUAAGAUAGUGACAUUAGUGACAGUCGAUGCCUGAAUAAGAUAGUGACAUUAGUGACAGUUGAUGCCUGAAUAAGAUGGGGGCAUUAGUGGCAGAAGAUGUCCAACAGUUUUGCUUGGAUGAGUUCAAGCGAGGAGAUGUCGUCGCUACUUUGAAAUUGCAUCCCAAUGAUUUGUUGACCAUUGUGACGUCAUCGGUUACCAUGAUGUAAUAGUCAAAUGACAUCACUAAUCUGUCUGUCACGGAAGCUUGAUAGAUGUACUUUAACUCUCAAUACACUGUUUUUUACUGUUUCCAAACAAAGAAAAGUAGGAGGAAUGAUUUUGGAUGAAAAUAGAAUCUCACCUUUGUUUCUUUUGAUAUCAACUACAUCAGCACUGAAGGUUUAAAUAUCCCUGGCCAGCACUUAGGUGAGACUCCCUAUUUUUCAUCCAUGCAUGCCGAAUAACCCGUGCCUCGCCAUAUCCAAAUUACUGCUGUGAUGAAGUCAUUCCUUCUGACGUCAUAGUGGUGUUAUAUAAUUUUGAGUAAUGUUUUAAUUUGAAGUUUACACAAUAUACGGCUUUUCCAUUGGACGAGUGGUCGGUCAUAUGACCGCGAAACCGACGUUUUGACGUUCAUAACUUGUUCCCAAGACUGUAUUAAACACUGACUGACUACUUCCACAUUCCUGGGGAAAACCCGGGGAAUUCUCAAGCACGAAUGAAUACAGAAGUGUUGUUUCUCAUCGGAUAGACCUUUCAAUCUUUUAGCGGCCUUUUAGCGGGUUUACAUUGGGUUAAGUCAGAGAGUUUGAUUGCAUGCCCGUUCAAGUAUAUCCUCGCUACAACCCACCCUAGAGAACAUGCUGAGGUGGAUCCAUAUCCAGAAAUGUUCGAAAUGGUUCAAUGUAUAAGUGUGCCAGGCUUGAUGUUUUAAAUCUAAAGU
Molecule: messenger RNA, 4373 nt
Organism: Haliotis rufescens (red abalone)
Lineage: Eukaryota; Metazoa; Mollusca; Gastropoda; Lepetellida; Haliotidae
Product: E3 ubiquitin-protein ligase TRIM56-like
Exons: 3
Coding region: 380-2587 (735 amino acids)
Molecular function (GO): zinc ion binding
Source: RefSeq, a predicted model, not a curated record